AUGAACUGCCUAUCCACUUCCACUCUCGACAGUGGGGUCCUAGCAAGCAUCCACCAGGACGUCGCCGAUUUUCUUCAGCGUUGUGGCUUGCAAUAUGCGGAAGUCAUGCUCGACGAAGCAUUGUACACUGAAUGCUGCCAGGAAGCCAUCAACCGCAGCUUUCUGAUGGAUGGGAAUUACUUCAUCCACCCAUAUAUGGCCAAUGGCGUGGCCAUGUUCUACGCUGGCUAUGCACACCUCCCUGAUCGUGCGACCAGCAUGUGGAUCUGCCUCUUUACUGGCGCCAGCACCUGCAUCGACGACACUCUGGACAAAGGACAAGACCCGGUACACCUGUACAGUUUCAAUGAAAAUUUUGCAAAUUGUCAGCCACAGGGGGGAUCCAGUCCUGAAUGCGUUUGA
Molecule: messenger RNA, 402 nt
Organism: Suillus paluster
Lineage: Eukaryota; Fungi; Basidiomycota; Agaricomycetes; Boletales; Suillaceae
Exons: 2
Coding region: 1-402 (133 amino acids)
Source: RefSeq, a predicted model, not a curated record